Lasiosphaeria miniovina is the source of this 201-nucleotide messenger RNA. RefSeq lists its product as uncharacterized. The coding region runs from base 1 to 201 and encodes 66 amino acids. NCBI's taxonomy places the organism in Eukaryota, Fungi, Ascomycota, Sordariomycetes, Sordariales, Lasiosphaeriaceae. The record is from RefSeq and is a predicted model, not a curated record. The transcript is spliced from 2 exons.
AUGAAGUUUGCAGCAAUGCUGUCGCUCCUGUCCGCCACGGCAGCGCUCGUGCUCGCAGCUCCCGUCGCAGGCGGUGUCUCCAAGAGAGAUGGCGCGACCGAGUUCGACGCCGACUUGUGCCCCGUCAAGCGCGGAAUCAACGGCAUUGGGCCUAAAGGCUGCGUGAACAAGGCGCGUGAUGUAGCUCUAGUCUUGUCGUAG